AUGCAAAUCCCCUAGUGGCGUGGCGUCAGCGGCUGUGGACCCCGAAGGCAGGUUCUGACUCUGGACUUGACCUGGACGGAGGGAGGGAGAGCCAGCAUGUCUCAAUGGAAUCAAGUCCAACAACUAGAAAUCAAGUUUUUGGAGCAAGUAGAUCAGUUCUAUGAUGACAACUUUCCCAUGGAAAUCCGGCAUCUACUGGCCCAGUGGAUUGAGCAUCAAGAUUGGGAAGUGGCUUCUAACAAUGAAACUAUGGCAACAAUUCUUCUUCAAAACUUAUUAAUACAAUUGGAUGAACAGUUAGGUCGCGUUUCCAAAGAGAAAAACCUGCUGUUGAUCCACAAUCUAAAGAGGAUUAGAAAGGUUCUUCAGGGAAAGUUUCACGGAAAUCCCAUGCAUGUAGCUGUGGUCAUCUCAAAUUGUUUACGGGAAGAGAGAAGAAUACUGGCUGCAGCCAACAUGCCUAUCCAGGGACCUCUGGAGAAAUCCUUACAAAGUUCUUCGGUAUCGGAAAGACAGAGAAACGUGGAGCACAAAGUGGCUGCCAUUAAAAACAGUGUGCAGAUGACAGAACAAGACACCAAGUACUUAGAAGAUCUGCAAGAUGAAUUUGACUACAGAUAUAAAACAAUUCAGACAAUGGACCACGGGGAGAAGAACAGCAUUCUAAUGAACCAGGAAGUUUUGACCCUGCAAGAAAUGCUUAAUAGCCUGGACUUCAAGAGAAAGGAAGCCCUCAGUAAGAUGACACAGAUCGUGAACGAGUCGGACCUGCUGAUGAACAACCUGCUGAUCGAGGAGCUGCAGGACUGGAAGAGGCGGCAGCAGAUAGCCUGCAUCGGCGGCCCGCUCCACAACGGGCUGGACCAGCUUCAGAACUGCUUUACCCUGUUGGCAGAAAGUCUUUUCCAACUCAGACGACAACUGGAGAAGCUAGAGGAGCAAUCGACCAAGAUGACUUACGAAGGCGACCCCAUCCCCACUCAGAGAGCACACCUGCUGGAGAGAGCCACCUUCCUGAUCUACAACCUUUUCAAGAACUCGUUUGUGGUUGAGCGACAGCCGUGCAUGCCGACACACCCUCAGAGGCCGAUGGUCCUUAAAACCCUCAUACAGUUCACUACCAAACUGAGACUACUAAUAAAAUUGCCAGAGCUCAACUACCAGGUGAAGGUGAAAGCUUCCAUUGACAAGAAUGUCUCAACUCUGAGCAAUAGAAGAUUUGUGCUUUGCGGGACUCAAGUCAAAGCCAUGUCCAUUGAGGAAGCCUCCAAUGGGAGUCUCUCAGUAGAAUUUAGACAUUUGCAACCGAAGGAAAUGAAGUCCAGCGCUGGAAGUAAAGGAAAUGAGGGCUGCCACAUGGUGACGGAGGAGUUACACUCCAUAGCCUUUGAGACCCAGAUAUGCCUAUAUGGCCUCACCAUUGACUUGGAGACCAGCUCGUUACCUGUGGUGAUGAUUUCUAACGUCAGCCAGCUGCCCAAUGCGUGGGCAUCCAUCAUCUGGUACAACGUGUCGACCAACGACUGCCAGAACUUGGUUUUCUUCAAUAAACCUCCGUCUGUCACGCUGAGUCAACUCCUGGAAGUGAUGAGCUGGCAGUUUUCAUCCUAUGUUGGCCGUGGCCUUAAUUCAGACCAGCUCAACAUGCUGGCGGAGAAGCUCACAGUCCAGUCUAACUACAGCGAUGGUCACCUCAGCUGGGCCAAGUUCUGCAAGGAACAUUUGCCUGGCAAACCGUUUACCUUCUGGACCUGGUUGGAAGCAAUAUUGGACCUGAUUAAAAAGCACAUUCUCCCCCUGUGGAUUGAUGGGUACGUCAUGGGCUUUGUAAGCAAAGAGAAGGAACGGCUUCUGCUCAAGGAUAAAAUGCCCGGGACAUUCUUGUUAAGGUUCAGUGAGAGCCAUCUUGGAGGGAUCACCUUCACCUGGGUGGACCACUCUGAAAACGGAGAAGUGAGGUUCCACUCUGUGGAACCCUACAACAAAGGGCGGCUGUCAGCUCUGCCCUUCGCUGACAUCCUGCGAGACUACAAGGUCAUCAUGGCCGAAAACAUCCCCGAGAACCCUCUCAAGUACCUCUACCCUGACAUUCCCAAAGACAAAGCCUUCGGCAAACACUACAGCUCCCAGCCUUGUGAAGUUUCGAGACCUACAGAACGGGGAGACAAAGGUUAUGUCCCGUCGGUUUUUAUCCCCAUUUCAACCAUCCGAAGUGAUUCCACGGAGCCGCAGUCUCCUUCAGACCUUCUCCCCAUGUCCCCGAGUGUAUACGCUGUGCUGAGAGAAAACCUGAGCCCCGCCACGAUUGAAACUGCGGUACGUCCUCCCGUCUCUCAAUGGUCUGGGGUGUUGGCAAUGAAACAAAGGUGCCAAGUGAAUCGCAGGGGGUUGCGGCACCGCCCGGGCAAAGAGAAAGCACGGUUGCUAACACAAAUUCAAGAGCCUAAAACAGACGGUGCUGCUUAGGUGGCAUGCCCGUUGCUAAAUACUGGCGCUGGCGAGAACUGCCUUCUGGUGUUUGCCACAAAACCAGAGGGACAAAUAUGCCUACACUUCUCUCCCUGGCGCAGCCAAAGUCUGUAAGUCUCCUUUGGCAGUUACCGUAAGAAAGUCAGGAACCACAAGUUCCAGUUUCUCUUGGUUGUUGCACAGCUUCUCUCUGUGGCCCUAGAACACGAAGACCAAUCGAAGCAUAAGUAUUUUUUUAAAUAAUUAACUUUAUUUUAUGUGCAUUGGUGUGAAGGUGUUAGAUCCUCUGAAACUGGAGUAACAGACAGGUGUGAGAUGCCAUGCGGGUGCUGGGAAUUGAACCCAGGGCCUCUUGAGCAGCCAGUGCUCUUAACCACUGAGCCAUCUCUCCAGCUCGAACGUAAGUAUUUUUUAAGAACUGUGUCCCCAUCUAUAACAUUACUUGGGAUGUUUUCUAUUCGUUCCCGUACCCCAAUGCUGUCAAAGGGUUCGCCACUCCCAGUUUACCAAAUAUGAAUACAUCAGAGCGAAACCUUGCAGGGAUCUGGAUGCCCGGGAAGCUGCUACCUGGCUAGAAGUCGAACGGUAUUCAAUUCUUUAAGAAUUCCAAGUCCAUGCUUGCCCUGCAUGGCUUAGCCCAAUGCUGGAUGUCCUGAAUAUACCAAGUUGUUUAGAUCCAACUGAACUUUUGCUACAUUCUGUACCUAUUUUUAGGUUUUAAUUAUUUAAAUAAUAAUUAAUAUUACUAUGUUUCGUGUGAUGAAUGGGUUUGGGGUUUGUAAUUAUCGUGUGUGUUUCUGUGUUGAACUCGGGCUUUCGGUGCGAGUGGCUUUCACCCAAUGAGCCACUCUGCCUGCCCCGUGAGUAGACUUUUCUUAACACAGUUUUUAAUCUGCCCGAAUUACUCUUAUUUCUGACUGAUGAGACCCAAUUACUCUAAUGAAUUCUUAGUUAACUGGUAGAAAGGUUACAGAUUGUUCAGUAGACAAAAGGAGUAUUCGCUCCCUCAAAACUGAUUUAUUUGCAGAACAGCUUCCUUAGCCAUCAUUUUCCACUUUCAAUUUUAGAUGAAGUCUCCGUAUUCUGCUGAAUGACAGCCUAAAGCGACCCUUCACAGAAGAGAGAGGUUGACAACGGGGAUUGUUCUCGGCCAAAGACCACAAUUUAUUUCUUCAGCUUUGUAAAUACUGGUUUCUAGAAAAUGGUAGAAGUCUGAAGCUUUCCUCUCAUCCCAACUGGGAGCAGAGUGA
Molecule: messenger RNA, 3719 nt
Organism: Alexandromys fortis (reed vole)
Lineage: Eukaryota; Metazoa; Chordata; Mammalia; Rodentia; Cricetidae
Gene: Stat4
Product: signal transducer and activator of transcription 4
Exons: 23
Coding region: 97-2466 (789 amino acids)
Biological process (GO): response to peptide hormone; regulation of transcription by RNA polymerase II; cell surface receptor signaling pathway via JAK-STAT
Molecular function (GO): RNA polymerase II cis-regulatory region sequence-specific DNA binding; DNA-binding transcription factor activity, RNA polymerase II-specific
Source: RefSeq, a predicted model, not a curated record